GUAACUUCAAAUUUUUGGUACAAUAUCAUUAUCAAAAAAAUUGUUUAUUUUAAAGUGGAAUCUGUUAAAUCGCGUUUCAUUACGAUGAAACUGCUUUUAGUGCUCUUGGCUACCUUCUCGUGUACAUUGUCUUUGGAGUCUCAAGAACUAAUUCCAGUUGAAACAAAUUCCAGCAGCGUUCGUAUUUGGCAGCAACCAUUCAUUUGUCCAAGAGUUGGACUAUUUCGCGAUCCAUUGGAUCCUACAUGCAAAAGGUACUACAAGUGCAAACUUGGUCUAAAUGGUGCUCUGCAAAGCGGUCAUUUUUUAUGCCCAUGGAACUUGUAUAUAAGUGAGUUUUACCAAAGAUGUGUGGGCCCUACAUAUUCGGAAUGUUUAAUUACACCUCUGCCUCCUCCAAUUGUUCCGACUACUACGACUACGACAACUACACCAGCACCGCCGCCUCUUUUUUCAUGCGUGCAGGAAGGGAUGUUUAUAGAUCCCUAUGACAGCACUUGCAAAGGAUACUACAAAUGUGCUUUGAAAGCAGGCGGAGGAUUCAGUGUAGCGCGUUACAAUUGUCCUGGUUCUACUUACUUCAGCAGCACGUAUCAGCAAUGUGUGGUCGCUUCCCUUUCGGAGUGCCUAAGAAAUCCUCCAGCGCCUUGGCAACCACCUACGCCGCCGCCCAUAUACAACUGCGUGCAGAGCGGCUCAUUUGCAGAUCCAGCAGACAAAACAUGCAAAGUAUAUUUUGAAUGUGUGAGACUCUCUGGAGGAAAUUUCAACGUGGGUCGUUUUACAUGCGCCGGACAGACAUACUUCAGCGCGCUUUACCAACAAUGCGUGCAAGCGCCUUUAUCCGAGUGCUUGGCGACAGCUGCACCUCCACCACCGCCACCAGGACCAGGACCAUCGCAACCCUUUGCUUGCGUGCGGACAGGAUUGUUUUUGGAUUACACUGAUAAUUCUUGCAAAUGGUACUACGAGUGCACAUUAAACGCUCAAGGUGUAUUCGACGUGGCCCGAUAUGCUUGUGCAGCUGAGUUAUAUUUCAACAGCGUUCUGCAGCAGUGCGUACCUGCAUACCAGUCAGACUGUUUAGGUGCAAGUGUCACUUCUUCCCCAUCCAUACCAUCCUUACCAUCCUUACCAUCUUUCCCAACCUUGCCAACAUCUUCCCCAACAGCAGGAUUUCCUUUUGGCCGAAAAUCUCUUGAUAUGCAAACAAAAACUGGAACUAAAUGUACAAAAGGAGAAGUUUCUAAAGACGAUUUAAAUUCUACAUGUACCUAGUGAGUGUGUUAUAUGAAAUUGCUAUUGCAUAUUACAUACAAGCUUAAUAAAGGUUAUGGUGAUUUAUUUCAUUUAAAGGCAAUGUAUCGGUUUAAUGGUUUUAAAUUUAUUUUUUAUUUAAUAUUAAAUAGAUUAAUUAAAAAUCUAUAAAGUGAUAAGAGGCCUGAUAUCCAUAAUAUUAUUGAAUAUUAAGAAGUGACGGAUAGAUCUGAUAAUGUAGUAGUUGUUAUAGACAAUUUACUUAAUAAUUAUGAGUUGCAUCAUUAUGCAAUGAUUUAUCACUAUUAUUUAUUCAACAUUUUAUUUAACUGCUUGCAACUUUUAAUAAAACGCAUUUUUUAUUGUUUUAAGUAUAAAUCUUAUUAGGGCACAAUAUGAAAAUAAAAAUAAGAACUUUAUACAAAAGCUUUUUUUAUACAAUAUGCUUCUUGCGCUAUUAAGUUAAGAAAUUUUAUUUAUGCUUGUAAAAAAACAAUAAAUGCUUUAUUUAUUC
Ctenocephalides felis (cat flea) is the source of this 1771-nucleotide messenger RNA. RefSeq lists its product as uncharacterized. The record is from RefSeq and is a predicted model, not a curated record. Gene Ontology annotation, cellular component: extracellular region. Gene Ontology annotation, molecular function: chitin binding. The transcript has 6 exons. The coding region runs from base 85 to 1278 and encodes 397 amino acids. Lineage: Eukaryota; Metazoa; Arthropoda; Insecta; Siphonaptera; Pulicidae.